Messenger RNA from Biomphalaria glabrata, 714 nucleotides. RefSeq lists its product as uncharacterized. The record is from RefSeq and is a predicted model, not a curated record. Bases 1 to 714 code for a protein of 237 amino acids. The transcript is spliced from 7 exons. NCBI's taxonomy places the organism in Eukaryota, Metazoa, Mollusca, Gastropoda, Planorbidae.
AUGAAGAGAAUGAUAUAUACAGAUUAUUGGUAUAGAAGCAAUGUGGAGAUGGCCAACUGUUCAGACGAAUCAACAAAUCCCAGAGCACAUGUAGAAGAAACAAAUGAACCAGGUCAAGGAUUUGCCCCUAUAUGCUACACACAGAACAGACCAAGACCCAAUGCAGAAUCUUCAGAAAGUUUGAAGCGAAAACUUCAAAAUGAUGAUGAAGAAACUGAGCGAGAAUUCAAAACCAGAAAAUGUCUUACAUCAGUAAAUGUGAAGGACUAUGCCUAUAGAAAGUACCAUGAAGGUCUCGAGCAGGAUAACAAGCAUUUGAAUCUCCAAAUGAUCAUGAACAACGAAGUUGCAAAUGAAAAUGAGAAAGUUCUUCUUGACAGAAUAAAAGAUUUGGAGGAAGAUCAAAAGAAUUUCCGAAAGUCUACAGAAGAAAGAUUUAACAGAAUUUGGGCGAUGUGCAAUAGAGUUAAAUGUGUUAUUUGUAAAUGCACAUUUAAUUCAUCAAAUAAACGAGCCAUCAUUCACCCAAUGGGAAGAAGCAUCUGUGAGGAAUGCGCAAACCCAACAACACUUGGAAAUGCUCAAGAUUUGUUAGACACAUCAUUAGAUGAUCAAGUCCAAAAUGAGGCACGGCUUUUUGCCAACUCAGCAUUAAACAACUUAAUAAAAGAUCUUGAAUCUGAACACAGAAAUCAUUCUGGACAAAAUGUUUAA